GGCUGUGGUCUGGUUGACAUGGUGGUGUACAGUUAAUAGGUUGGAGGUUAUAGGUUCAUUUAUAGGUCAGAGACCUUUCCCAGCCUAACUGAUUCUGUGAUCUUCCAAACUUCUAGCCGGCCAGACGGCCAGAAAACCACAGGAGUGCUUCCCUGCCAGACCCUUCUGGCUCUCCUGCAGAGGCGCUGCCUCCGGGCAGCACUGUGAGGCCAGGGGGUUUUCUGAGCGGGGCGGGGGAGGGACAUCACUGUCUCCCCUGGUCCCUGGGCUCCCAGAAGGGCAGUCCGGCUGCUGUCCUCCCGCCGCAGGAGCCGGCCAGGCCGGAUCACUCCGGGCCCCGCCAUGUCCGUCCGGCCCGCGGGCGGUGCCCAUGACCGGCGGCCGCCCCGCGCAUGCGGCCAGCCCUGCCUACAACUCCCGGCCGCCUUCGCACAGCGAGGGCGGGAUUUUCCUCUUCUUUCUUGGUUUGACUUUUUUUUUUUCUUUUUUUUUUUUUUUUUCCUCCCCUCCCCUCGGAGGGGGAAGGAUGGGUGGGGAAAGCGAGCGUUCACGAAAGCGAGGCGAGGAGGAAUCCCACAAUACCAGGCGGGUUGCGAGCCCGGCGCUGCCGCUGUCUCUUUAAUGCAAGAGGAAGCGAUGCGGAGGGGUGGAAAAUGGCAGAGUUGCAGAUGUUGCUAGAGGAGGAAAUCCCUUCUGGCAAGCGGGCUUUGCUCGAGAGCUACCAGAACCUCACUCGAGUCGCCGACUACUGCGAAAACAACUACAUCCAGGCUCCAGAUAAAAGGAAAGCAUUAGAAGAGACCAAAGCCUACACAACUCAGUCUCUAGCCAGUGUUGCUUAUCAGAUCAAUGCACUGGCCAACAAUGUAUUGCAACUGCUGGACAUCCAAGCGUCCCAGCUACGGAGGAUGGAGUCCUCCAUCAACCAUAUCUCCCAGACUGUGGACAUCCAUAAAGAAAAGGUCGCUCGCAGAGAGAUAGGCAUUUUGACGACCAAUAAGAACACAUCAAGAACUCACAAAAUUAUAGCACCAGCGAACAUGGAACGUCCUGUAAGGUAUAUUCGAAAACCUAUAGACUACACGGUGCUGGAUGAUGUUGGCCAUGGCGUAAAGUGGCUAAAAGCCAAGCAUGGAAAUAACCAGCCUGCAAGAACUGGCACCUUGUCAAGAACAAAUCCGCCUACACAAAAACCACCAAGUCCUCCCAUGUCAGGCCGGGGAACUCUGGGACGAAAUACUCCUUACAAAACCCUGGAGCCAGUCAAACCGCCAACAGUCCCGAAUGAUUACAUGACCAGCCCUGCCAGGCUGGGCAGUCAGCACAGUCCAGGAAGGACAGCUUCCUUGAACCAGAGACCACGAACACACAGUGGCAGUAGUGGAGGAAGUGGCAGUCGAGAGAACAGUGGAAGCAGCAGUAUUGGCAUUCCCAUUGCCGUGCCUACACCGUCACCACCAACCAUCGGGCCAGCCCACAUUUCUGUUCCUCCUGGAGUGCCGCCAGCACCACCACUGCCUCCACCUCUCCCGAUGGGCAGUCUGAUAGCUGCUCCUGGUUCAGCUCCUGGUUCCCAGUAUGGCACAAUGACCAGGCAAAUCUCGCGACACAACUCUACCACUUCUUCAGCAUCUUCUGGUGGAUACAGACGGAAUCCUUCUGUGACUGCCCCAUUUUCUGCUCAACCUCAUGUUAAUGGCGGGCCUCUUUAUUCUCAAAAUUCAAUUUCUAUUGCUCCACCCCCUCCCCCUAUGCCUCAGUUGACUCCACAGAUACCUCUCACAGGCUUCGUGGCCAGGGUGCAGGAAAACAUUGCUGAUAGCCCAACUCCUCCCCCGCCGCCACCUCCGGAUGAGAUGCCGAUGUUUGAUGACUCUCCUCCUCCUCCACCCCCACCCCCCGUGGAUUAUGAGGAUGAGGAAGCUGCUGUUGUGCAGUACAGCGAUCCCUAUGCAGAUGGAGAUCCUGCUUGGGCACCUAAAAACUACAUAGAGAAAGUUGUUGCUAUAUAUGAUUAUACAAAGGACAAAGAUGAUGAGCUGUCGUUUAUGGAGGGUGCAAUCAUUUAUGUGAUAAAGAAGAACGAUGAUGGCUGGUAUGAAGGAGUUUGCAAUCGAGUAACUGGCUUGUUUCCUGGGAAUUAUGUUGAAUCAAUCAUGCACUAUGCCGAUUAAAAUCCUUUGCUUUUCAAAGUUUGGUCUUGUAUUCAAGUCAUACCAUGAUUAUUUACAAGGGGUGACUAAAAGCUAACAGAAUUGUCUUAAUAUACUUUCAAAAAAUUGUGCCCAUUUCUUCAGGCCAUACUGUUUUAAUGGUAUGAUUGAAUGUCCAUCUCUUGAGUCUCUGGGGACAGUAUGUCUUACCUGAUGACAAUUUGUAAAACAAGCAACUGUCUAUAACUGGUUAUACUUAUUUACUUAUGCAUUGUUAAUUUUAUGACCAGCCUAAAUAUUAUGGGGAAGUAGGGUAUAAUAUUUAAUGAACCAUGAUCAGAUUGUGCCAUUACAUUUUUCAGUACAGCAUGGUAACUAACACUACGUUAGACUAACAUAUUAAAACCUGGAUGAGAAGUUUAAUGUUAGUGCUGGUCAUACUAUUUUUUGUUUAGAUUCUUUGCUCAUUCUUGAACUAUAUUUGUUUAAAGCAUGCAUACAAACUUAUGUAUUGAAAUAUACUUUUUUAAAAAUCCAAGAUGCUUCCAAUUGUUGUAAUCUUUACCUAGAGUAUUCUCACUGAAGUCUAUUACAAUGAGUUGUUUGGGUCUAAGGUGUCCAUGUGAUUCAAAAAAAUGGGUGGUCUUAUGUAUGUGUAAUUUGUACCCAAGUUUUUUUAAUGAGUAAAUUUACAUUAUGACUUUUUCCAUUCAUAAAUAUAUAAGUGAACCAAAGGUCUUGUCCAUUACUUUGUUGGUUGGUUUG
This is a messenger RNA of Cinclus cinclus, 2918 nucleotides long. RefSeq names its product abl interactor 1 (gene ABI1). Gene Ontology annotation, cellular component: lamellipodium; intracellular anatomical structure. The transcript is spliced from 12 exons. The coding region runs from base 654 to 2174 and encodes 506 amino acids. NCBI's taxonomy places the organism in Eukaryota, Metazoa, Chordata, Aves, Passeriformes, Cinclidae. The record is from RefSeq and is a predicted model, not a curated record. Gene Ontology annotation, molecular function: cadherin binding; SH3 domain binding.